AUGGGGGCUCCAGGCUAUCAGAGUCUCAACGCUAUCACGAUUCAGGACUGCUACCCCUUGCCCCUCAUGCAGACGGCCUUAGAAGCGCUUAUAAGUGGCGCUUAUAAGUCACUGAGCGAUAACGCUAGAGGAGUCAGAUUAGUUGAUGGUCCUCAUCGGUGCUCUGGGAGAGUCGAGGUGCAUCAUGGGAAGACCUGGUACACAGUGUGUGAUGCUGACUUUGACCAGCAGGAUGCAGAGGUUGUGUGUCGAGAGCUGGACUGUGGACUUCCUGUGGAGGUGCUGGGAGCUGCUGCUUUUGGUAGAGGAGAACAUCAGGUGUGGACAGAGGAGCUUCAGUGUAGAGGAAACGAGUCUCAGAUUCACCUCUGUCCAACAUCACCUACCAACCACACCUGCUCCCAUUCCAGUGAUGUGGGACUGGUGUGUGCUGGUGGUGUGAGGCUGGUGGAUGGUGGUCGCUGUGCUGGGAGAGUGGAGGUUCUUCAUGAUGGACAGUGGGGAACAGUGUGUGGUGAUUACUGGGAUCUGGUAGAUGCUGCAGUGGUGUGUAGAGAGCUGGACUGUGGAGAGGCUGUAGAUGCUCUGGGUGAUGCUUACUUUGGACCAGGAUCAGGACCAACCUGGAUGGAUGAUGUGGGCUGUACUGGGUCAGAAUCUACACUGAGGAACUGUAGAUCAACAGGAUGGGGGAUGAAUAACUGUGACCACAGUAAAGAUGCUGCAGUUAUAUGCUCAGGAAGUGUGAGGCUGGUGGAUGGUGGAAGUCGCUGUGCUGGGAGAGUGGAGGUUUUUCAUGAUGGACGGUGGGGAACAGUGUGUGGUGAUUAUUGGGAGGUGGAAGAUGCUGCAGUGGUGUGUAGAGAGCUGAACUGUGGAGAUCCUGUAGAUGCACCGCGUCGGGCUAAAUUUGGACCAGGAUCAGGACCAAUCUGGAUGGAUGAAGUACACUGUAGUGGAUCAGAAUCUACACUGAAGAAAUGUAGAUCAGCAGGGUGGGGAAAACAUGACUGUGAUCAUCAUAAUGAUGCUGGAGUUAUCUGCUCAGGUAAACAACUGGUUGGUGGAGGUUCUCGUUGCUCUGGGAAAGUCGAGGUGCAUCAUGGGAAGACCUGGUACACUGUGUGUGAUGCUGACUUUGACCAGCAGGAUGCAGAGGUUGUGUGUCGAGAGCUGGACUGUGGACUUCCUGUGGAGGUGCUGGGAGCUGCUGCUUUUGGUAGAGGAGAACAUCAGGUGUGGACAGAGGAGCUUCAGUGUAGAGGAAACGAGUCUCAGAUUCACCUCUGUCCAACAUCACCUACCAACCACACCUGCUCCCAUUCCAGUGAUGUGGGACUGGUGUGUGCUGCCAGUGUGAAGCUGGUGGAUGGUGGAAGUCGCUGUGCUGGGAGAGUGGAGGUUCUUCAUGAUGGACGGUGGGGAACAGUGUGUGGAUCAGGUCAGUGGGGCAUUGAAGAAGCUGCAGUGGUGUGUAGAGAGCUGGACUGUGGAGAGGCUGUAGAUGCACUGCGUAAUGCUCACUUUGGACCAGGAUCAGGACCAAUCUGGAUGAAUGAUGUGGGCUGUACUGGAUCAGAAUCUACACUGAAAAGUUGUGUAUCACAGGUUUUUGAACAAUACACCUGUCGGCAUGAUCAUGACACUGGAGUAAUCUGCUCAGGUAAACUAAAGUCCCGGCUUGUUGAUGGUCCUCACCGAUGCUCCGGGAGAGUCGAGGUGGUUCUUGGGAAGACCUGGUACACAGUGUGUGAUGCUGACUUUGACCAGCAGGAUGCAGAGGUUGUGUGUCGAGAUCUUGGCUGUGGACUUCCUGUGGAGGUGCUGGGAGCUGCUGCUUUUGGUAGAGGAGAACAUCCGGUGUGGACAGAGGAGCUUCAGUGUAGAGGAAACGAAUCUGAUAUUAUCUUUUGCACAAUUUCAUCUACCAACCUCACCUGCUCCCAUUCCAGUGAUGUGGGAUUAAUCUGUCAAAGGCCCAUCAGGCUGGUUGGGUCUGGUGGUGACUGUGCAGGAAGGCUGGAGGUUUUCCACAGUGGUUCAUGGGGAACAGUGUGUGGUGACUUGUGGGAUAUUAAAGAUGCCCAGGUGGUUUGCAGAGAGCUACAGUGUGGUGUGGCCCUCAGUACCCACAUACCAGCCUGGUUUGGUCCUGGAACUGGGUCCAUAUUGCUGAAUAAGGUGGAGUGUGAGGAGAACGAGACGUCCCUGUGGAACUGCAGAUUUAAGAUCUGUGAGAAGAAUGAAUGUGGACACCAAGAGGACGUUGGGGUGGUGUGUUCAGGAAGUGUGAGGCUGGUGGAUGGUGGAAGUCGCUGUGCUGGGAGAGUGGAGGUUCUUCAUAAAGGACAGUGGGGAACAGUGUGUGGUGAUUUUUGGGAUGUGGAAGAUGGUGCAGUGGUGUGUAGAGAGCUGGACUGUAGUGGGACUGUAUAUACAAUCAGUUAUGGUCACUUUGCACCAGGAUCAGGACCAAUCUGGAUGGAUAAUGUGUUCUGCAGAGGACCAGAAACUACAUUAAAGAAAUGUGGAUCACAGGGAUGGGGGAAACAUAACUGUGAUCACAAUAAAGAUGCUUCAGUCGUCUGUUCAGGCCGUGUCAGACUAGCAGGUGGUUCUCGAUGUUCUGGGAGAGUGGAGGUGCAUCAUGGGAAGACCUGGUACACAGUGUGUGAUGCUGACUUUGACCAGCAGGAUGCAGAGGUUGUGUGUCGAGAGCUGGGCUGUGGACUUCCUGUGGAGGUGCUGGGAGCUGCUGCUUUUGGUAGAGGAGAACAUCAGGUGUGGAGAGAGGAGCUUCAGUGUAGAGGAAACCAGUCUCAGAUUCACCUCUGUCCAACAUCACCUACCAACCACACCUGCUCCCAUUCCAGUGAUGUGGGACUGGUGUGUGCUGACAAGGUGAGGCUGGUGGAUGGUGGAAGUCGCUGUGCUGGGAGAGUGGAGGUUCUUCAUGAUGGACGGUGGGGAACAGUGUGUGAUGAUUAUUGGGGUGUGGAAGAUGCUGCAGUGGUGUGUAGAGAACUGGACUGUGGAGAGGCUAUAGAUGCUCUGGGUAAAGCUCAUUUUGGACCAGGAUCAGGACCAAUCUGGAUGGAUAAUGUACAGUGUAAAGGAUCAGAAUCUACACUGAUGAACUGUAGAUCAUUAGGAUGGGGGAAACAUAACUGUAAUCAUGGUAAAGAUGCUGCUGUCAUUUGCUCAGGUAAAUCUUCAACACUUGUUGAUGGUCCUCACCGAUGCUCUGGGAGAGUCGAGGUGCAUCAUGGGAAGACCUGGACCACAGUGUGUGAUGCUGACUUUGACCAGCAGGAUGCAGAGGUUCUGUGUCGCGAGCUGGACUGUGGACUUCCUGUGGAGGUGUUGGGAGCUGCUGCUUUUGGUAGAGGUGAAGGUCAGGUGUGGACAGAGGAGCUUCAGUGUAGAGGAAACGAAUCUACAGUUUACUCCUGUCUACGAUCAUCUACACAAAAACACACCUGCUCCCAUUCCAGUGAUGUGGGAUUAAUCUGUUCUGGUCACACUGAGGCUCGGCUGGUGGACGGUCCAGACUCCUGUUCUGGUCGAGUGGAGCUCCAGUACCUCAGUGAUUGGGGAACAGUUUGUGCUGGAAGCUGGAACAUGAAAGCUGCCAGUGUCCUCUGUGCCCAGCUGAAUUGUGGGAGUGCUGUGGCUGUUCUGAAGGCCGACCGGUUUGGGGAGGGGAGCGUCCAGAUCUGGUCUGAUGUGUUUGAUUGUAAGGGGAACGAGACCCACCUGUCCCAAUGUCCAGUCUCAUCAUGGAGUCGAGCUGCAUGCUCUCAUAAACAGGAUGCUGGAGUUAUCUGUACUGGUUCCUCUCUGGCGUUUCAUGAUGGGCGAGUGAGGUUAACAGGAGGAAGUGAGUGUCAGGGGGAGGUGGAGGUUUAUUUUGGACAGGACUGGAGGAAGGUUCUCCUGGACUCCUGGAGUCUGGCUGAGUCCUCUGUGCUCUGCAGACAGCUGGGCUGUGGAUCUGUGCUGAAAUUCAGCUCCUCUCCAUCCACUACUGAACACAACCACACGUGUGGAACAGCUUUCAAUUGCUCUGGAAGUGAAGAACAUCUGGGGAACUGCAGCAGUGCAAAACCUGCUAACUGCAGCUCCAGAGAACUGCUGUCCAUCACCUGCUCUGGUAAGCAUAACCCAGCCCACAACUCCAUCAGGCUGGUUGGUUCUGGUGGAGACUGUGCAGGAAGGCUGGAGGUUUUCCACAGUGGUUCAUGGGGAACAGUGUGUGGUGACUUGUGGGAUAUUAAAGAUGCCCAGGUGGUUUGCAGAGAGCUACAGUGUGGUGUGGCCCUCAGUACCCACAUACCAGCCUGGUUUGGUCCUGGAACUGGGUCCAUAUUGCUGAAUAAGGUGGAGUGUGAGGGGAACGAGACGUCCCUGUGGAACUGCAGAUUUAAGGUCUGUGAGGAGAAUGAAUGUGGACACCAAGAGGACGUCGGGGUGGUGUGUUCAGAAUUUAAAGAAAUCAGACUCACUGGGGGGUGUGAGGGGAAUCUGGAGGUUUUCUACAAUGGAACCUGGGGUAAUGUGUGUUUCAAUGGGAUGGACGAUGAUACAGCGGGUGUAAUCUGUCGAGAGCUGAACUGUGGAAGAACUGGAAGUUUAUCUUCAACAAAAGCAAGACUGGAAUCUGCUCCUAACUGGCUGGAUCAUGUAAAAUGUAGGAAACAUGAUUCCACUCUGCUGCAUUGUCCAUCUUCACCAUGGGGACAGAACGAGUGUGAUAAUAACAUUGAGGUGGCUCACAUUAAAUGUUCAGGUAGGUCGAAUGAUGGAAAGUCUGUACGUACGCAUGGAUCAUGUCUUCCAUCUUCCCACCUGAAAUAUUGUGCAAAUCACUUGCCUCUCAGGCUGAUUGGAGGAAAGGGAAGCUGCUCUGGAAGGCUGGAGGUUUAUUAUGAUGCUACAUGGGGAAGCGUUUGUGAUGAUCAGUGGGACAUCAGAGAUGCUCAGGUGGUCUGCAGGCAGCUGGGCUGUGGUGGAGCACUGAGUGCUGAUAGGAACGCUACCUUUGGUGCUGGUGAAGGAACCAUCUGGCUGAACAGAGUGAAGUGUAGAGGAGACGAGAUUCACCUGUGGAACUGUCGCCAUUCCCUGAAGUACCAGACAGACUGCACCCACAAACAGGAUGCUGGAGUCACAUGUGCAGAGAUAUCAGCAUCCUCUACUACUACACCCACAACAACCACCAUCAUCACCGAAGCAGUGCAACAAAUAAUGAAAAGAACAGCCAAUCCAGAACCUCCAUCAGCAGCUGCUCUAUACACCCCUCCACUGGCCCUGAUCCUGCUGGGAACGCUGCUCUUCCUGGUCUUAGUGCUUCUGGUUGUGAUGUUUUUCCAGAACAGAGGACUCAGGAAAGGUCUCUAUAAGAUGACGCGUAAGACUCUGUCAGAGGCAGUUUAUGAAGAGAUCAACCACAGAUACUCCACUAGAAGAACCAGACGUUCCAGUAAAAGAGGUGACGUUUAUACAGAUGUUCCUGCUGAGAUCCUGCCCAGAAGUCUCCUCUCUGAAUCACAGCAUUCUGGGUAUGAAGACGUGGAUGAGGAGCUUGUCUCAGAAAAAUCUGGGUUUGGAGAUAAAGCCGAGUAUUAUGAUGAUGCCGUCACAACUAAUGACCUGAUAAGUGAUAGGAGGAAAGUGGACACACCAGAGGACUAUGAUGAUGUGAUGACUGCUGGACUGAUCCCCGAUAACGUAGCCGAGGACGAAGCUGAGAAUUAUGAUGACGCCAUUACAGCUGAUCAGAAGUCCCAGAUCAUGACAGAAGAAACACCACCAGAGGACCAUGAUGAUGAUGCUGUUACCAUGGAAACAAAGCCAAACUUGAUAACAGAGGAAUCAGAGGACUAUGAUGAUGUGAUGGGUGCUGAACAGGAAGUAGGAGGUGCAGAAGAUUAUGAUGACGUGGAGGAGGAGCCUCAGAGAGACCCAGACCAUGUGACCCAGAGACGCCACCCAAUGUCUUUGUUCAGAAAAUGACAUCAUAACAUCUGUAACCUCAGGAAAUGAUUUUCUAACAACUUCAGCUCCUGAUAUUUUAUUCAUCUGAAUCUUUGUUGAUCUCAGUGUUGAACAUUUCAGUCGAGCACGGGGGGUAAAAACGUCCCCAAAUUUUAUUUUACAUUCUGUAACGUAACCAGCCACAGUGCGCUAACACAAAGAUUCAGCUUAUAAUAUCUUUUUAUUUUGUAUUGUAGAAAAAAAUCAAUUUGCUGUAAGUAAAACAAAAGUUCUACAUAUUUGAUAUUAAUAUUUUGUAAUGUUUAUAUUUUAUUUUAUAUAAGUUGUA
Messenger RNA from Trichomycterus rosablanca, 6325 nucleotides. RefSeq names its product scavenger receptor cysteine-rich type 1 protein M130-like. The transcript has 30 exons. Gene Ontology annotation, cellular component: plasma membrane. Gene Ontology annotation, molecular function: serine-type endopeptidase activity. Bases 1 to 6015 code for a protein of 2004 amino acids. NCBI's taxonomy places the organism in Eukaryota, Metazoa, Chordata, Actinopteri, Siluriformes, Trichomycteridae. Gene Ontology annotation, biological process: zymogen activation. The record is from RefSeq and is a predicted model, not a curated record.